AUGAACAGGGCUCCGACAAUACAAUUCUUGACCUCACCGGCGUCGAGAAAGCGCCGGCACGACGAGAUCUCAGACAGCGAAUCACCCAGGCCCACGCCAGACGAUCCCAACUCCGCCGGCAAUAGCCAGUCAUCAGUUCCACAGCUUCCUCCACUUCCGACCAUCAGACGCCCUAGAGACGGAUACGAUGAUAGAAGACCGAUCAUGUCUACAGGGCUUCCCCCUCCACCUCCUUCAUACAUGCCACGCCGGCCGCAACGAAAUGUCAUUGAUUUGACGCAAGAAGAUCACAGUGUUCUGAGACCGCCCCAUACUGCCGAAGGCCGACCCCCGGAACGCAGCCAGACGGGAGCCACCCGGCCUCCGCGUUUUGGUCGGGAUAUCAUGGCAGAUGUGGUAGAUUUAGAACAAGGACCAACGACCAGCAUCCAGCAGUCGAGCCCUGACGUUCAAUGGCUUGGUUCUAUCUCACGAGAAGCUGGAUCUAGAUCGGUGAAUCCUGCCGCAAUCUUUCCUCAAUACGACGGUCCAUCUCAGCCCAUGUUAUCCGAUGAUGCACGAUUUCUCCCGUCAUCCGAUUCCAGGCCCCGACAACCUCCUACACACCGCCCGCUACCUAACCCCCUUCCCAGUGAAGUUGCAUGGAGGGCAAGGGAUUUAUUCGGCGCUUUUCACCACGCCAUGAGGCCAUUCUGGAUUGGCGAGAGGCCCAGCCAAGGAAUAGAUCUUACACAUUUGGAUGUCACUUUUGUUGGUUUGGAUCGUUUUGAACCACAGCGCACGCCAGCUUCUCCAAAGUACGAAGCACCCCCGGCACCUUCGAAGGGGUUCACAAGGACCGUGGGUAAAGACGACGUUAUUGUAUGCCCAAAUUGUGACCACGAGCUUGGAUCUGGAGACGAACCACUUCGAAGGCAGAUCUGGGUGGCAAGACCAUGCGGACAUGUAUACUGCGGCCUCUGUGCCACCAAUCGAGCGGUUUCUCGGGGCAAAAAGGCCACACCUGUGAAAACCAAGCCUUUUGCGAAAUGUGUUGUUGUUGGCUGUGGAAAGCCAGUGAGCUCGCCCAAAACUAUGAUCCAGGUCUAUUUAUAA
Molecule: messenger RNA, 1095 nt
Organism: Ophidiomyces ophidiicola
Lineage: Eukaryota; Fungi; Ascomycota; Eurotiomycetes; Onygenales; Onygenaceae
Exons: 3
Coding region: 1-1095 (364 amino acids)
Cellular component (GO): SUMO-targeted ubiquitin ligase complex
Molecular function (GO): ubiquitin-protein transferase activity
Source: RefSeq, a predicted model, not a curated record